CAUGACGAUUUGUGAGAUGGGACGAGAGUCUGCCAUAUAGAGAAGCCACCCCUGGGCGUCAAGUCAAAUAAUCAAGUGAAGUUGCUGUCUACCUCGGGGCAUGGAAAGAUAGGGGUAAUGUGAAGACACGCACGUGACGUGAGUCUCUUGAACAUAUAAACCCCGCCAUCGCCCUCCCAUCCCCUUUCCAACUUGAUUCACCUUUCCACAUCUGACCUCAGCCAAACUUCAUCACCAAACCUCAUUCAACAAGACGGUUGAUACAUUCUAUAGUCUUUAUACUUGAAUGCCGUUUCUUGAAACACGAGGGUUAAAAGAACGUUAUGUUCUCAACGGUGCAAAACUUUAUUCACACUCUCACGACCAGCCCCGAGCAGCGUUAUCUCGAUGCGGCAACUCGCGAGACAGUCUGCGCCGGUCUAGAAAAACUACUCGUUGACGAGAAGUUUCAUCCCUGGCAGGAGCGCGAGCGGCUUAGGUCCAUAUUUAGCAAUUACGCAAUUGCGAUAAAAGAGAAGCCGGAGGAAAAACUUUGGGAUGAGUCCAGCUUCCGCAAUUUCAUACGGGCCGCAUACCCCGCGUCCAUCAUCCCAGAGCCCCAGAUUCAGCUGCUAUGGCGAUGUUUCAACUUCUACGCGCGGCACCCGUUCCCUAUCAGGACUCUACAGCUCAAAGAAAACGUCAUCACGCUGUCGCAAUUCCAGCGCGGCGUGCUACUGACUGCAUACCAAUGUGACGCAUACCUCGGCACGCGCGACGCGUUGCAGUAUUUCGCUCGUGAAGAUGGCGUUGAACACGCACGGGCCGCCGGCUUCGCGCGCUUAUUUUCUAGUGUCGCGGGCUCCGUUGUCGAGACACCGGAGACGGAGGAGCAAAAAGCUGAUGCGUUUGGUGCGGCUGUGGAUGACUGCAUGGGUGUCCUCGCCAUGAUCGGGCCACAGAGAAUCCAUCACUCUCCCUCGACACAGACACUCGAGGCCGCAGCGCAGAGGUUGUGCGGAAAGGACGGGAUACAACGUGCUGUCUACCGCCCGUCGCUAGUCGAGCGGGAGCAGCUGUCUCUACUCAUCGAUCUCCUGCUGCGCUUGCGCCUAGGGGAUAAGAGAUGGGGACUGGACGUCUUCUCUACCGGUCGCUUCGCCGAAACUGGAGAUACCGACAUGAUGAGGGGUUUGGCGGAUUAUCUGGCAGGGAGUAAUGAAGGGGAGCAAAUCACGGUGAAGCGUUUGUCUCAAGCGGAGAAACGGCUGCCCAAUCUCAUGCUGCGGUUCCAACAGCUUUGGCAAGUCCUGUUCCAGCCUCCUCAGACUCAACUUAGUGCAACAGUGGAAGCGAAAGAGGAUCUGGGAAUGGGUGCGGCCCUGUCACUGUUUGCACCCGAGAUCGAUCCAGACAUCGUCAGGAGUAGUGACAGAGGCCGCAGCACCAGGGUGGUCCUAGAAGAGGCCAAGUCCCAAUCUCAGUCCAGCAGCAUAAGUCGCCGAUUGGCCCAAACACUCACGAGCCCCGAGUCUUCGCACAUCGUCAUAUUCUCCACGGGACCAGAUGUCACUCCCAAGAUUGUAGUCGGAGUCUACAUGCCCGCCCCUUCUUCUCCCCCAUCAGUCGGCAGACGGAUAUUUUUCCAGCUCCAGCCCACAUUCCGACAACUGCGGUGGAAGAAAGGGGGCACGUCGCUCCUCGAUUUGAUCAAAGCUGCGGCAGCUGAUGAUGAUGCGCCUCAUUGGAUCGGCGAUUCCACAGGCUCAGGCGCAGGUUUGCGCCUCGAUUCUCUGGAGAAUACGGUUACUUUAAGGUACAGCGCCGAAAGCUCGUUCGUUGAUGUCGUGGGCUUUGGCGGGGAACGCGAGCGGGGAGAGAGUUGGGAGGUGACGAUUCAUGAUCCGAAAUUGUACUUUUAUAUCGCCAAGUAAUGCUUCUAGUAUGGAAAGGGUGUCAGGAAUGCUGCCUGAUGUUAUUAUACUAUUCUUGUGAAUGAACGAACUAAAAUCAAACGAUUCCAAUCGUGCAAGGGCGACAGGGACAAUGGUGAUAGAGGCACUUAAAUGUUAGCACAGGUCGACGCUAACUAAAUAAGGUACCUAUAUCGCAUUAUUUAUUGACAUAUCCUUUAUUCUAACAGGUUCGACUGUUCCGUUUUUCUUAAUACGGUACUUUAAUAGGUCAACAUGCCGAUGGCAAAACGGAGGCCCGGCGGCUACGAGGUGGACCGCACCGCUACAACCCGCACAAUAAGUUAGCAUAGACUUUCGUGCUGAGUUCCUUAUAUUGCAGUAGAAUCGUAAUAUUCCUCUAUCCUGGUUUGAAUGUAGAUGAGCGUUUUGCAGCUAGCUUAUCAAGAGAUAAAGUUCGCAAUGUGACGAGAAUAG
This is a messenger RNA of Xylaria bambusicola, 2369 nucleotides long. RefSeq lists its product as uncharacterized. The transcript has 2 exons. The record is from RefSeq and is a predicted model, not a curated record. Bases 324 to 1913 code for a protein of 529 amino acids. NCBI's taxonomy places the organism in Eukaryota, Fungi, Ascomycota, Sordariomycetes, Xylariales, Xylariaceae.